This is a messenger RNA of Effrenium voratum, 8353 nucleotides long. Lineage: Eukaryota; Dinophyceae; Suessiales; Symbiodiniaceae. The record is from the annotation of a GenBank genome assembly.
UUUGGCACAAGUCACUUGCUUGCCCCGGAUCCGGGAAUCGCCAUGAGUGGCCAGCCCGAUUGCAGGCGUGCAGGAUGAAACCAGAGGAGGCAACUGAAACCCCGACCGCAGCUACACCUGCCAGCAGCCGCUUCCAAGAAGGUCGCAGGCGUAUCGCCUUCGGACCCAAUGUGCGCAAGCAGCAGAUUUUCUCCAGCAACUAUGUGUCGACGACUCGAUACAAAUUGUGGACAAUUGUUCCUUUGAAUUUGUUCGAGCAGUUUCACCGGGUCGCGAACAUUUGGUUCCUCAUCGUUUCCACUUUGCAGAUGCUGCCUUUCAAGAUUUCGCCCACGACCUCUUGGGCCACACUGGUGCCGCUUUGCGGGAUGCUUUUCGUGACCUUUUGCAAGGAUGCCUACGAGGACCUGAAGAGAUGGCGAGACGAUUGCCGUGUGAACCAGCAGACCUGCAAGGUCUUUUCGGGCAAUGAUGGGCGAGACAACUUCGACACUGUUAAGUGGUCGGAGGUCAAGGUGGGGAAUUUCGUGAAGCUUUUCCGGGACCAGCCGGUGCCUGCUGACAUGCUGCUGGUGUAUUCGACCACAGGCAGCGUCGCCUACGUCGACACCGCCCAAUUGGACGGGGAGUCGUCACUGAAGCCAAAGCAUUCGGCGGAUGAGACGCAGCAUAUGAUCCGCAACGCCUCGCUGAGAAGCGUGGAAGGCCACAUGGAGGCGGACUUGCCGAACGAGCUGGUGGGGCGCUUUGACGGAUGCCUCUACCUGAAAGGAUAUCCUAGAGGAGGCCUGAAGAACAUGCUCCUGCGUGGCUCCACCAUUCGAAAUACCUCCUACGUCAUCGCCUUUGUUGUGUACACUGGCGCGGACACCAAGGUGGUGCGGAAUUCCAGCCGAUCCCUGACCUCGAAGAGAUCCCAGGUAGAGGUGACCUCCAACAAGCUGCUCACCAUCGUUUUUCUCAUGCUCUUCAUCAUCUCCAUUGCCUCGGCUUUGGCCCGUGCUUGGCUCCUGGCGGACGCGACCGGCUCUAAGAACCUCUCGUGGGCCUGGCCUUUGACAGGGGGCGAUGACUUGCAGGACAACCCGUAUAUGGCUAUUCUGACUUUCCUCAUCGGGUACAACAACUUGAUCCCCAUCAGCCUCUACAUGACCACCGACUUGGUGCGCGCACUUCAGGCCUUCAUCAUGGAAUCCGACGAGAGCAUGUACUACAAGGAGGGUGAUGUCCACUGCACUGUCCGGAGCUCCGGGCUUUGCGAGGACUUGGGCCAGGUGGAUUUCGUUCUCUCAGACAAGACCGGCACCUUGACGCAGAACGAGAUGUGCUUUAAGGCCUGCCACGUGGCUGGCCAGACUUACGGCUAUUGGUCCGACACUCCGGACGAGUCCCGGGAAGGGGAUACCAGCCAGGGCAUCAACGCAGAGUUCUUCGGCUACCCGAGCGACCACAUCGAGCGCAUACCCUCGCGCAGCGUGUGUUUUCCCCUGAGUCCGUACAUGUGGAACGUGCCCUAUGAUGGCGAGCCUGGCCUGGGGCUACCAAGCCCCAACAACCACUUGAUCCACAACUUCUUCCUGUGCCUAGCCACCUGCCACACCGCUUUGCCGGAGCGCAUGCCGCCGGUGACGCCACAGAAGCGGUCCAACGGCCUCAUGCAAUCCCUGCAGGACUUGGACUUUGUCAGCCAGAAUGACCCAGCCAUGCAGUGUCUGCGGGAUGAGGCAGGGGUGGAGAACCGGAUGCAGCUUCUGGAAGAGGCCAACAGCACAGCAUUCCGAAGCCCCUCUCCAGAUGAGGAGGCGUUGUUGGCCAUGGCCCGGGACUUCGGCUUCUACUACAAGAAGCGAAAUGGCAAUAGGCUCACCAUCAACAUCCGCGGGCAAGAGGUGUACUACUCGGUGCUCAUGUGCAAUGAGUUCUCCUCGGAGCGGAAGCGCAUGUCGGUGCUGGUGCGUCAGUGCUCCGGGAACGACCCCCCGGCCAACCCCCAGAGCUCCCAUAUGGUGUCGGCCUUCAUGGCGCCUCAAGGGGUGACGUCGAUGGAGAAUCUGGGCGGCCAGCUCGAGGAUGGCCAGUACAUCCUUUUCGCAAAGGGUGCUGACAGCGUCAUGAUGGAGCGAAUGAGGCAGGAUGAUCAAGAGACCUCCAACUCACGCUGCCUGAACAUGGACAUGGAAGUCUCGGACAAGCUUCUUGCGGAGAGUCCCAGGCACAACCUCAAUGGGGCCAUACCAGAGGGCUUCGAAGCCGCCAUGGCCUCGGAGGCCGGCUCUGAAGGAGACCGCCCGGCAACUCCGGAUCCUGCCCCGCCAGCACCAACAGAGCCAGCACCACCCUUGAGCCUAGAGGUGGCAGACCCACAGGGCCUGGCCAGUGUGGAGCUCGGUGCACAUGUGGCGUCGGCGCAUUUGGGCGUGCCGCCAGCCCCCAAGAGCGGAGCCAGCAGCUUCCAAGACGAUCGCUCCUAUUUGGCAGCGGCUGCAUCCGGCAUGGUGAGCUGGAGUGUUAGGACACAACCUUCACAGGAGGUGAACGUGGAAGAGAACAAGCAGCAGAAGAAGCUGAAAGCCGCUAAGGAGCAGCUGCGGCACUUCUCCACGCACGGCCUGCGCACGCUGGUGUGCGGGUACCGCGUGCUGCCAGAUGCAGAGGCGGAAUGUUACAUCAAAAGGUACGGCGAAGCCCGGGGGACCUUCUUCAACCGCGACGAGCUCAUGGCGAAGGUGAUGGACGAGAUGGAAAGGGACCUGGACCUCCUAGGCAUCACUGCGGUGGAAGAUAAGAUCCAAAUCGGCGUGCCGGAGACGGUGAAGAUGCUGCUGGAUGGGGGCAUCCGAGUUUGGAUGCUGACCGGUGACUGCGUCGAAACUGCCGUGAACAUUGGCAGCAUCUGCCGCCUAGUGAACAAAGACUGCCGCAUGUACUACCUUACGUCCGAGGACGGCGCGGAUCAGUCGCUUGAGAAGACGCGGGACGACCUUCUGAACAAACUCAGGAGAAUGGAGGCUUGCGUCAUCGAAGGGCUGAAGAACCACAGCGCAGAAGCUUUUAAGUACAGUUUGGUGCUGAACGGUGCUGCGCUCUAUGCUAUUCUUGAGGAAUCAGCCAUGGAGCUGCAGCAACUUUUCGUCACGGUGGUGUGCAACUCCUACUCUGUCAUCGCCUGCCGGCUAAGCCCUGCACAGAAGGCUGCGGUGGUGGAGUUGAUCAGGACACAGGUGCCAGGGAACCCGCUGACGCUGGCAGUGGGCGAUGGCGGCAACGAUGUGAGUAUGAUCCAGAAGGCCCACGUGGGCGUGGGCAUCGCCGGCGCGGAGGGCCGGGAAGCGGUGAACGCCGCAGACUUCGCCAUCGGCCAGUUCCGGUUUUUGAGGUCAUUGCUUUUCUUGCACGGGCGGAGCAACAUCCGACGCAUCGGCAUUGUGAUUGGUUAUUCCUUCUACAAGAACUUCCUUCUGGUGAUUUGCAUGGCCUGCUACGCGCCGUUCAACGGCUUUAGCGGCACCACCUUCUAUGACUCCUACCUGAUCAUGAUGUACAACAUGGUGUUCACAAACCUCCCCAUCUUUGUGGUGGGCGCUUUGGAUGUGGACGUCUAUGCUCCUGCCGCUUUCGCGCUCCCAAAGCUCUACCUCUUUGGGGCGAACAAGGUCUAUUUUAACUACCGGAUGCUCAUUGCAUGGCUGGGGCGUGGGGUGGUGCAUGCCUUUGUGAACUUCUUUGUGGCGACGCUCUUCCUGGGUGGGUCGGGCGGGCAGCCGGCGGGCCUCACCGACUACCUCUCCCUGGGCACUUGGUCCUAUUGGAGCUGCGUGCUGGUGGCCAACUCUACUUUGCUGCUCCACGCCCAGGUGUGGAUGGACUGGCAGAUCUUGAUCUCAAUCAUUUCGGUGAUGUUGUUUCCGCCUAUCCUCUUCAUUUACUCGAACCCCAGCAUGUCGAACUUGCUGAACCCGUCCUUCAACGAUGUGGCUACCAACCUAUUCGAGUCAAUUCCGGGCUGGUUGAGCCUUUUGCUGGUCUUGGCGCUUUCUGUCUUGGUGGAGUUGGCCAUGGACGCCUGGCGCCGGGUCAACCGCCCCGAUCUCACCACCCGGGUGCAGGAGUUCCAGAGGAACAAGACGACCUUCGCUGGCGAGUCGUUCGCUGCUGCACGCCCCACGGCUUUCUCUACGAUGACGCCGAUACAUCCGGCCUCCUCGCCCUCAGUGGAUCACGCCCGCCUGGGCACCCAGAACUCCCGGUCCUUUGGCACAGACGCCAAGCUCACGACCGUCAUCCCCAAGGUGCCCGGCGUCGGCGAGAGGUCCCCGUGUGCCAAUGUCCUGACGCAGACAGGGCAAGAGCUACAGCUCCAGUCAGGCAUCUCCAAGACGGAGAGGCUGUAUCCGGAGUCCUUGGUGACUUCUCUCCCUUACAGCUACAAGCGAAGCGGCUACAAUCAGGGCGACUUUCGAGCGGAGGCUAUGGAGCUAAAGGAGUUUGCCCAAGAUUCCAAGCACCCGCCCAUCAAGCAGCCGGGUCUGAGUCUCAUCAUGGAAGGCCUUGUCAGAAACCGGGACGGUUCAAUCGGGCUGGCGCAUCUUGGAAGAUGGUGGGGUGAGGAGUGGAGAGCACGGCUCAGCUACUUGCAGUGGAGCCAGAUAAGCUUGAUGUCCGACGUGCUAGGGGGCAAGGAUGCGAACCACGUGGAGGAGGAUGUCACACAAAACAUCGCCGAGAAGCUUUCGCAGAUCACAGGCAUGCAGCGAGAGCUGCUGCACUUGGAUCACUUGGAGCCCCGGGACGAAGAGACCACCACGGGCCCGCAGGCGGCACCGGUGGACUACCGGCAGUCGCGAUUUAACGUGAACUACACGACAGAGUUUGUGUACAACAUUUUCACGCUGAAGUUCCGCUCCAAGUUUCAUGAGCAGGCCUUCUGCCAAAACUUCGACCACACCAGCCGCAACCAGUUCUUUGUUUCCGUACGCUCCGUGACCUGGGUCAUCAUCGUGGGCUUUCAGCUGGUAAAGCUCAUCGCCUUGCUGGCGGCCAAAGACUCUGAGUCCAUCCCACAGACCCUGCUGAUCAUUUUCGGAGCUGUGGCGGCCAGCGAGAUCAUCCUUUUCCCCUUGCGCUUCAAGAUUAUGGAUUCGAUUCAAGCCAGCUAUGUCGCCAUCAUCUGCUGCUCGCUGAUGAUUGCGAAGCAUGCGUAUGAGAUUGUGGCAGACGUGCCUGGCUAUGUCUCGGAUGCUAUCAUGCCCUUGUUCUUCUGCGCUGGGGUUCGGAUGCGCUUUCCCGUGGUGGUUUUCGUGCUGUUCCUGCACAUGGUCUUGCUGGUGCUUCAUCAGCGCCUCUUCCUGACUGAGGUGACCUGCACGGUGGGCAAUGGAAACACCGCUUCUUCGGUGUGCGACCAGAAUGGUGGUUUGAAGGCGGAGUACUCGGUGGUUCAGUUCGGCUUGGUCUUGUUGGUGGGCACCUACGUCUACGUCUCGGAGCGCUUUGCACGGCACUCCUUCGCCUGGGACGACCGCAUCGGCUCGGCCCGGAACGCGGACCGGGAUCUACUCAAGGGGAUGUACCCCGAAGAUGUGGUGGAAGCGGUGCGUACGAGCUUCCGCUUCAAUCAAAACCAGAGCAAAGACACGCAGAUCGCCUCCGUGUCUUCCACGGAGACCAUCUUCCAAGAGCGUGGGGUGGUGACGGUGGUGUUCAUCGACAUAUACGACUUCGAGCGGGUGGUGGCACACCUGGGCCCCGGCGACCUAGUGGCCAUGCUGGACCGCGUCUUCACCCAGAUGGACCUGGUCUGCCAGGAGCACGACGUCGUGAAGAUCGAAACGGUUGGGAAGACCUUCAUGGCUGCAGGGAUGACGGGGGACAAGAAGAAGCAUGGAAAGCUGGGGAGAAGCGGCAACGGAAAGGACUCGGUGCAGAAGAAAGCGGUCAAGUGUCUGGAGGUGGCCGUGGCCAUCCUGCGGCAGUUCUCCAAGUGCGCCACGGGGAUGAACGGCAUGGAGCGCCUGUCCUUGAAGAUCGGCAUCAACACCGGCCAGGUCAUCAGUGGAGUGGUGGGCUCCCAGAAACCUCAGUUCGCCCUCUUCGGGGACACGGUGAACACCGCGAGCCGCAUGAUGAGCACCGGCAAGGUGAACCACAUCCACAUCUCCAAGCAAACCUACGACUACGUGGAGGAUGACGAUCGCUUCAAGUGGACCCAGCAGCAAAUUGAGGCGAAAGGCAAGGGAAUCAUGACCACCUACCUCCUGUGGAACGAGAAGCGCCAAAACGAGAAUGGGCACGUCGUCAGGCAAAAGUCCCACCGCGAGGGCUCAAUCUUGGAGCUGGCCUCCUCUGAUGUCGUGCCCUCCACGGAGGAAACCACCUGGCACGCAUGCCCACAGCUUCGGCUGUCGAACCUCCCCAAGGCGAUUUCUGACGGCUGGCACUUCUGUGUCAAAGUCUAUGAGCUUGACUCCGGAAGGACCCAACAGGGUGGCUCGAUGCUGGGCUCGUUGCUGCUCUUUUGGCUGUGCUUUGGAAUGGAGAGUUGGUUCAUCAUCCACGGGGACACGGGGCAGAAUGCAUCAGACAUGGACCUCUUCCUGCACAUCCGCGGCGGCUUCGCCUUGGUCUGCCUCGGGGUGCUGGUCCUCUUCGGGGCUGCGCUCUCGCUGCUGCGCUUCGCCAACCCUUCGGAGGAAAAGAAGCCGGUGCUCACGGCGAAGUCCUCUGCCGACUCGCUUUCUGAGAUUGCUUCAGACAGUAGACCUGCAGCGCACGCUGCGACGAUCAAUAAGAGCGCCGAGACGAUCAACAAGAGCGCCGAACAGGAGGAGGGAAUCACCGAGGAGGAGGAGGAGAUUCAACACAAGCGCCAGACGAACGUGUGUUUGCGGAUCAGACAAUGGCUGGUCUACGUGGUGCCCAUCGUGGUGGUUUCCUCGGGCUACACCUGCGCGGUCGUCUCUGCGCGAUACGGCUUGGCGCAAAACGGCGUUGAGGAAGUGGCGCACUGGGUGUACUAUGAGUCCGUGUUUUACAUCAGCGCCAUGAUGCAUUUGAACGUGAUCCGGGCCAGUAUCGGCGCAUUCCUCUGCGGCUUUUUGAUGGUCCUUCCUGCGACGGCGCUGGGCGUAUUCGCAGACUGGCCGGCGGGUGCCAUCUACCCUGUCACUGUGUACCUCUUGCAGGUACGGAUCGUGCAAAGCUUGAAGCGCUACCAGCUCAAAAGCUUGGACGACUUGAACCUGGUUGAGAAGGAGCAUAAGGAGUGCCACUCCCUUCUGAAUAGCCUGCUGCCCAAGGAGGUCUUGCACAGCAUGCAGUCGGACACUCUGCAGUUGGCGUACACCUACAGGGACAUGACGCUUCUUUUUGCGGACAUCGUCGGCUUCACAAAGUAUUGCUCCUCCCACUCGCCCAACGAGGCGGUUAGGCUAGUGACACAUCUUUUCGCUCGGUUUGAUGACUGCUGCAAGUUGCUGGGCGCGUACAAGGUCUGCACCAUCGGAGAUGCCUACCUGGCCGUGAACGAGCCCAAGACGGAGCACGACGACAAGGUCCUGGGCGCGGUGGUUCUCAUUCACCUCGCCAUGGCCAUGCUCCGCAUCAUCGUCACAGUGCGGAACGAAGUGCAGCAUGAAGGCCUGAAUAUGCGAAUUGGCCUGCACCACGGGUCAUUCGUGGCUGGAGUCAUCGGCAGCAACCAGCUGCGCUUUGACAUUUGGGGCGAGGAUGUGCUGAUUGGCAACCAGAUGGAGUCCAACGGAAUCCCCGGGCGCAUUUGCUGCAGCGCCACCUUCGUGGACGUCAUGGCGCAGUUCAGCAAAGAGUUCAGCUUCACAGAGCACAAGGUCAUCGAUUGCUCUGGCUCCGCCCGGCAAAUUCCGAGCUAUUUGCUGAACGAGCCCCAUGGCAUUGGCACUGGCACCAUGGACGUGCCCAAAACUCCGAAGAGCAGAAGGAGCAAUAGGCACCAGUCCUCAUCCAGGAAGAGCCACAAGUGAUGGCAACUGCGAAUUGCAGCCACGUGCGCCGUAUGAAUACGCGGCAUGUGACUACCUGGGAUGGCAAUGUUAACGGCUUGCCUUGUAAAGGCACUUGCUGGGUUGCCUCGCAAAAGGUACGAUAAUUUCAGCCAGCUCACAAAAAGUAAGUGUCGCCAUUUGCCGUUUGGAUUUGUAUAAAAAGCUUAUUCGGAAGCCUUUGGGCCUGGUGCCGGGCGGCUGGUCGAGCCGUGCGGCAAAAGCGGCUCAGCCGUCCCUUUUUUUUUCUCCGCUCUCGGGUGGUCUGCAAAGCAGAGUGCCCAAUGGGCGGGCGCCUGACACGGAAGCGCUGGGCUCGCCCCACCCGAAAGCAACCA